AUGAUUGGUAAAAUAUUAAUUAUAAUUUUUGCUGCGAUUAAUUACAAAGCACUACCAUUAGCGUAUUAUGUUAGAUUUUAUCAUACUGUGUUGAUCGCUUUGGUUAUACCAUACUACUCGAAAGGUGCUAGUAACCCUUUGAUCAAAAAGUUGAGUGAUAACAAAUAUGGUUGUUUUUCCCAUACUAUAAUGAACAGUUAUAAUUCCAUACUUGAAACUGAUAUGUACCUGCAUAAAAGCAACAGUACCUAUUUUGUUGAUAUGGAUAUUGCUAGAACUGAAUUAAUGAGUAAGAUAUUCAAUAAAAUUUUCAUGAAGAUGAGGAAAUGGCCUUAUGUCCCAGUUGCAUCAAUUACAGCAGUUUUCAAAAAAGAAAUUAGACCAUUGGAAAAGUUUAGAAUUGAAAGUAAUAUUUUAUGUUGGGAUGAAAAGUGGAUCUAUGUUGUUUGUAAAUUUUAUAAGCAUAAAGAUGUGUUAUGUACCUAUGGAUUGACUCAAUAUGUUAUUAAAGAUGGCAGAAAAACCAUUUACCCUAAAGAUGCUUUAGAAACUUGUGGAUUAUAUAACGAGGAAGUUGCUGCUAUUUCUGCCAAAAACCUGAAAAUUUUGGUUGAGGAAAAUGGGUUGACACAUCCUGAGAAAUUGAUUUCUUUGGAACAUAGAUUUGAGAGAAUUUGA
Messenger RNA from Saccharomycodes ludwigii, 678 nucleotides. RefSeq lists its product as uncharacterized. Lineage: Eukaryota; Fungi; Ascomycota; Saccharomycetes; Saccharomycodales; Saccharomycodaceae. The record is from RefSeq and is a predicted model, not a curated record. Bases 1 to 678 code for a protein of 225 amino acids. The transcript has a single exon.